Ciona intestinalis (vase tunicate) is the source of this 3528-nucleotide messenger RNA. NCBI's taxonomy places the organism in Eukaryota, Metazoa, Chordata, Ascidiacea, Phlebobranchia, Cionidae. The record is from RefSeq and is a predicted model, not a curated record.
GAACAUUAAAGUGAUUAUGAAGUAUAGAACGUGAGAAAGACAAUGUUGCUGCCUGUGCUUAUUUCCAUUCAAGUGGCGUGCGUCUGCUACGUGAAAUUGGCCAACGCGCAAACCGCACAACCGGUGAGUUCGGAGCCCGAGUUCGUAAUCAGACUUGGCGGGAUUUUCAGCAUCUAUCCCCGGCGGAACGACGAACACUGCGACGAAACAAAAGUGCUACGAUCCAGUAAUCAGUUUUUAGAAAUGGCAAUUUACACGAUCGAACGCGUGAAUAAUGACGUCACAAUGCUUCCUGGUGUGACGUUAACAAUCGACCCAAUGGCGGAUUGCACGAUUGACACUCGCGCAUUGAAAGAGAUUGUUCAAAAUUAUUUGCCGCAACAACUUUCCCAACAAAGUACCCGAAAUAAUUCUUAUUGGGGUGUGAUUGGUCCCAGUUCUAGUGCAGUUUCCAUACCAACAGCAAAGUUACUUGGGUUGUUUGAUUUUUCCCAGAUAAGUUAUGCAGCUACCUCACCAAACCUCAGCGACAAGCAACGUUAUCCAUAUUUUUUUCGUACAACUUCAUCUGACAAGUUUCAGGUCCGCGCCAUAAUUCAAGUUUUGCAGAUGAAUGGAUGGGAAUACGUUUCAUUUAUUCAUGACAAUGACGAUUAUGGUAACGCGGCUUCAGAGGAAUUUCAGAAACAAAUUACUGAAACUAACAUCUGUUUAUCAGCAAACAUCAGAUUUCCCCGGAAUGCAGGAAAGAAGGUUAUCAACGAUGUGGCUCAAAGUUUGAUUAGGGAAACUAGAUCCAGAGUUAUAAUUGCGUUCGCAUCCAUACCAUACCUUGCACUUCUCAUGUCAAGAUUGAUAGAACUCGGGUACGGCAACCGGUUUCAAUGGAUUGGUUCUGAUAUUUGGAAUGGAUUUCAAGUCCAAGAUCUCCAACAGUUUCUCAAUGAUACGAAUGAUGAAGCAUUACAUCAAGUAAUGGAUGGAUCUUUGUCAUUCAGUGGACACUCAAGGCCAGACCCAGAAUUUGAAAAUUAUCUUAAGCCAAUCACAUUGAAUGAAUCGUUGGACCGUAACUUGUUUUACGCACAUUAUUUAGCAUCGUUACAUGGCUGUUCACUACCCGGGAGUUCCAGUGUUCAACAAAACGUGUGUCUUGGAAAUCUGACACUUCCCAAUUCAACAGAACUCUCUCACAUGCUCCAGACAUCAGCGAAUGCAGUUCUUGCUUUUGCUCAUGCCUUUAAUGACGCGCAACAAGAUUUAUGUAAUGGGACCGGAGUUCCUGUGUGUGAUGCGUUCACCAAGCUAAAUGGAAUACAAAUUCGAAAGUAUCUUCAAAAUGUUUCUUUUAUCGAUGGAAACCAAGAACGCUUUCAAUUCGAUCAGUUUCAAGAUGGUCCUGCUUCUUAUGACAUAUGGAGAUACAAUGGAACGGAACAAAAAUGGAAGCUGGUUGGUUAUUAUGCUAAAGAAAAAAUUACAUUUACCGACAACCGUAGUGAAAAGGGCAGAGGAAACAUAACAUCAGUAUGUAGUGAUCCGUGUGCACUAAACCAAUACAUGCUUGUUAGUGAGGAGCGUUCAUGCUGCUGGCAUUGUAUAACUUGUAAAGAAAACAGCAUUGUCAUUUAUAAUGUGUCGAAUAGUGGAAGAAAUGUGUCAAAGUGUCAAUCAUGUGGCAAUCAACAAAUGACUGACAGCACUUUCCAAACCUGUCUUCCUGUACCUGUUGAUUAUCUCUCUUUUAGCCAUGGAUGGGCAUGGGGUGUUAUAUGCGUCAGUUGUGUUGGACUUGUACUCACAAUAUGUACUGGCAUUGUAUACAUUUGUCACUGGGAUACUCCCAUUGUAAGAGCAUCUGGAAGGGAAUUAUGUUGCAUGAUAUUGGUUGGACUUCUUUUGACUUUUACUCUCUCAUUUUUCUUCUGUUUUGAACCAACAAAACCACUCUGUGUUAUGAGGCGUCUCAGCACAGGCCUAUGUUUAACUCUUGUUUAUUCUGCUAUCCUUGUUAAGACUGUUCGGAUCUCACUUAUAUUUAACACACUUGGAAAGAAACUUGUGAGGGAUUACAAGAAACUAUUAAAACCAAUGCCACAGUUGAUAAUUGCCAUUGUACUUUCGGCUGUUGAAGUUUUUCUUCUAAUAAUAUGGUUUGUGAUGCAACCACCAAAUAUUGUCAAGUCAAGAUCUCACAAAGAGGGUUUACCUCUUGAUUAUGUUCAAUGCCAAGCCAUGAUGAGCCAAGUUAUACUUAUUGGUCUGUUUUACCCAAUUCUACUUGUACUCGUUUGUACCUACUAUGCAAUCAAAGUGCGUAAAGUACCUGCUGGCUUCAACGAAGCAAAACACAUUGGAUUUGCAGUUUAUACAGCUCUGGUUAUCUGUAUUGCACAGAUUCCAACAUAUGUUGUGAAUACAUCAAGUAACAUUGUGCUCCGUGACGCAAUCUAUUGUCUUGGACUUUCCUUGAAUGGUCUCGUCAUAUUGUUUGCCAUGUUUGGUCCCAAAACCUACAUCAUUAUAUUUCGUCCACAAAAGAAUAACCAAACCACAGUCAUGGGACACCAAUCUGGAUCUCGAAACCAGUCAAGUACUUGGCAUCAGAGGAGUGUCUCAGAAGAGGGGGUUACCCAGGUUGCAGCCCCCAAAACACCAGAAAUAAAAAGGAAAACAAAUGUUAGCUUUUUAAACAACAACUCCAACAAUAUAUCAACCGAUUGGGGGCGCUAUGGAGAUGGUGACAUUGACUUUGACGUCACAAACUGCAAUGUGAUAUCCAACAUGGCAAUGAAAAAUGUUACAAUUGUGCCAAAUCCACUGACCAAAUUUGAAGCAAACGGGGAAGUGACGUCACAACAACGUAAUCAUUCCGUAUCUACUGUAAACAGCAACGUGAUACGAAAUGAUGACGCUUUUAAGAACGGUGAUGACGUAUCCAUGACGUCAGUGGACAGUAGCGAUUGGAAGAGGACGUUUAUGAAAAGUUAUGACAUUCUUGCAAUUUCCAUUAAAAACAAACCUGUUACGUCAUCUGAUGAUGACGCAAUAGAUAUUGAAGGAACAAAAGAAAGCCGCCGUGGGUCGUUUGAAAAUGAAACUUUCCCAACGCAGUUGUCGAGUUUCGAAGAUCGCCCGAAACAUAGAAAAUGUUCCAGUGCGUCGGGGAACAUUCUAAAAGGGUUCGACAAUCCUGCAUUUGAAUUCCCGAACGGGAUGACGAGAACGCGAAGUUUUCCAAACAAUGCAGAUGCUUUCCGAAAUCGGAAGCAAAGUCGCGUCAUUACCAACGGAUCGCUAGUUCCUACGUCAUCCAUUAAACCAGAAUUACGUCUUCAAAAUUAUUUAUAAAUGUUCUUGUUUUCGUACAAUUUCAUAUAUUUUUAUCUUUUAUUAAAGUAAAUCAAGCUUUUUACAGAAUGCACAUUGUUCUUUAUCGCCAAAGUAACUAUGCAAACGUAUUCUGAACUUGCCAUUUAAUCCAUUGUCUUAAUUACGUGCAAAAAAUAAAACUAUUUUAUAAAACAA